Molecule: messenger RNA, 1875 nt
Organism: Hipposideros armiger (great roundleaf bat)
Lineage: Eukaryota; Metazoa; Chordata; Mammalia; Chiroptera; Hipposideridae
Gene: AOC1
Product: amine oxidase copper containing 1
Exons: 2
Coding region: 1-1875 (624 amino acids)
Biological process (GO): response to antibiotic; amine metabolic process
Cellular component (GO): plasma membrane
Molecular function (GO): copper ion binding; primary methylamine oxidase activity; diamine oxidase activity
Source: RefSeq, a predicted model, not a curated record
AUGGGGAGAGAGACCCUGGCCCUCGGCUGGGCCGUGGCCGCCACCCUGAUGCUACAGGCGUUGGCCAUGGCAGAGCAUUCCCCACGGACCCCGCAUAGCAAGGCCAGCGUGUUCGCGGACCUGAGUGCCCAAGAGCUGAAGGCCGUGCAAAGCUUCCUCUGGUCCCGGAAGGAGCUGAGGCUGGAGCCCUCCAGAGCGUCAACCAUCGCCAAGAACUCUGUGUUCCUCCUUGAGAUGCUGCUGCCCAAGAAGCAGCAAGUGCUGAAAUUUCUGGACAACGGUCAAAGGCGUCCCGUUCGGGAGGCGCGUGCCGUCGUCUUCUUCGGAGCCCAGGAGCAUCCCAACAUCACCGAGUUUGCUGUGGGGCCCCUGCCACAGCCCUACUACCUGCGCGAGCUGCCACCCAGGCCUGGGCACCGGGCCUCCUGGGCCUCCAGGCCCAUCUCCUCGGUGGAGUACGUCCUACUGAACCACGCCCUGCAAGAAGCCACCAAGCCCCUGCACCAAUUUUUUCUUGACACCACGGGUUUCUCCUUCCAUAACUGCCAGCUUCGGUGCCUGACUUUCACGGAUGUGGCGCCCCGGGGCUUGGCCUCCGGCGAGCGCCGCACCUGGUUUAUUUUACAGCGCUAUGUAGAGGGCUACUUCUUGCACCCCACUGGGCUGGAGCUUCUCGUAGACCACAGCAGCACCAACGCCCAGGACUGGACAGUGGAGCAGGUCUGGUACAACGGGAAGUUCUACCAGAGCCCGGAAGAACUGGCACGGAAGUACAAGAAUGGAGAGGUUGACGUGGUGGUCCUGGAGGACCCCCUACCCAAGGGGAAGGGGGCAGAGAGCAUGAAGGAUCCACCCCUCUUCUCCUCCUACAAGCCACGCGGGGACUUCCCCAGCCCCAUCACUGGGCACGGCCCCCGCCUGGUCCAGCCCCAGGGCCCUGGUUACAAGCUGGAGGGCAAUACCGUGCUCUAUGGGGGCUGGAGUUUCUCCUUCAGGCUGAGGUCCUCCACGGGGCUGCAGGUCCUGAACGUGCACUUUGGCGGGGAGCGCAUAGCCUAUGAGGUGAGUGUGCAAGAGGCCGUGGCAUUGUACGGAGGCCACACACCUGCGGGCAUGCAGACCAAGUACAUCGAUGUGGGCUGGGGCUUGGGCACCGUCACUCAUGAGUUGGCCCCUGGCAUCGACUGCCCGGACAUAGCCACCUUCCUGGACGCUCUCCACUACUACGAUGCUGACGACCCCAUCCGCUACCCCCGAGCCCUCUGUCUCUUUGAGAUGCCCACGGGGGUGCCCCUCCGAAGGCACUUUAAUUCCAACUUCGACAGUGGCUUCAACUUCUAUGCAGGGCUCAAGGGUCAGGUGCUGGUGCUGAGAACGACUUCCACAGUCUACAAUUAUGACUACAUUUGGGACUUCAUUUUCUACCCCAACGGGGUGAUGGAGGCCAAGAUGCAUGCCACCGGCUACGUCCACGCCACCUUCUACACCCCCGAGGGGCUGCGCCACGGGACCCGCCUGCACACGCACCUGAUCGGCAACAUGCACACUCACUUGGUGCACUACCGCGUCGACCUGGAUGUGGCAGGCACCAAGAACAGCUUCCAGACCCUGAGGAUGAAGCUAGAAAACAUCACCAACCCCUGGAGCCCAACACACCACCUGGUCCAGCCAACUCUAGAGCAGACCAGGUACCCCCGGGAGCGCCAGGCGGCCUUCCACUUCAGGCGCACUCUGCCCAAGUACCUGCUCUUCACCAGCCCCAAGAAGAACCCCUGGGGCCACAAGCGCAGCUACCGGCUGCAGAUCCACUCCAUGGCUGACCAAGUGCUGCCCCCUGGCUGGCAGGAGGAGCGGGCUGUCACUUGGGCCAGGUGA